This is a messenger RNA of Baudoinia panamericana UAMH 10762, 765 nucleotides long. RefSeq lists its product as uncharacterized. Gene Ontology annotation, biological process: vacuolar proton-transporting V-type ATPase complex assembly. The transcript has 2 exons. The coding region runs from base 79 to 765 and encodes 228 amino acids. The record is from RefSeq and is a predicted model, not a curated record. Gene Ontology annotation, cellular component: Vma12-Vma22 assembly complex; extrinsic component of endoplasmic reticulum membrane. Lineage: Eukaryota; Fungi; Ascomycota; Dothideomycetes; Mycosphaerellales; Teratosphaeriaceae.
GCACUGUUCAUCAAGCCUAACUCCACGACACAAUAGCUCAGAUAUCGUCUAUCUUAUACCUUGUACUCCAGCACAGCCAUGGGUAGUACAGGCACAGCUGAACACGGUGUUGUGGUAGCCACUGUAGCCUUACAUGACGAGCUUGACCAUCUAUGGGAGCGCUACCUUCACCAAGUGGACCGGUAUCAGCAGGCACAGAAAGAACUGCAGAAGCAGCUGUCUUCGGGAUUCCUCUCCCUCGCGCAGGCCAACAAGUCGGUUUCACGAAAUCGAUUUGGUCAGAACUCCUACGAUCUACGCAUGAAAGCCACCCGGGUUUGCAGUCUAAUGCCGGAAGACCAUGAGUCUGGGCUGGUCCAGGUAGCUGUGGUUAGUCGGACCUGCAAUGGCGAACGCAAAAUCCAAACGGAGACUGCCGUAGAGGAGCCCAAGCAGCAGCCUUCACCCCCAGCCACGCCUGCUCCGGAACACUCGGAAGAUGCUGUUCGCAACGACAUUCACGGCCGCACUACGAGUGGAGAGAGCGACCCCGACCAGUCUUUAACGUCCCACGCCGAGAACUAUCCCUGGAAGCACGACCCGCUCCGCUGGUAUGGCGUACUGGUACCACGAGAGCUUCGAAUAGCACAAGCCUCGUUUGCCCAAGCCAUUGUCACGCCCGUUGCAGACGUUUCGAAUGCAGCAAAGCACAUGCGGGCGCUUGAGACCGAAAUUAGAAAGCUGAGGAAAGCGAUCUCCAAAGCCGAAAAGAAUGUUCCGCGGUAA